This is a messenger RNA of Populus euphratica (Euphrates poplar), 1954 nucleotides long. Its product is annotated as ras GTPase-activating protein-binding protein 1-like. Gene Ontology annotation, cellular component: ribonucleoprotein complex; cytosol. The record is from RefSeq and is a predicted model, not a curated record. NCBI's taxonomy places the organism in Eukaryota, Viridiplantae, Streptophyta, Magnoliopsida, Malpighiales, Salicaceae. The transcript has 9 exons. The coding region runs from base 353 to 1723 and encodes 456 amino acids. Gene Ontology annotation, molecular function: mRNA binding.
GCUGAUAGUUAACACGCACGCGCGCGCGCGCACACACACACACACAAGUUCGUUCGCAGGAGAAAAGAGAAGGAAGAGAAAUUGAGAAUUACAAGUCGAGGGAGAAAUCUAAGUACGGUUCUGCACUUUUCUUUAUUAAUCAAAAUUUUCUCUUAUUCGUUGUGGUAUAAAAAUCUUCGGCCGCACCUUCCUUCACUAGCAAUCGCGCCAUUGCGUCUUUUUUGUCCUUCUCCCUGUACUGGUAAUAAUAAGUAUUUAGCGCCGCAAGGGCACGGUUAGUGUAGUAGUAAAUUCAUUCAAUAUCCCUUUCGACGGCGAGCGAGCGAGCGAGUUUAUUGCUACUUAACGAGAGAUGGCAACGCUGGUGGAUGAAUCUACCGUCAAACUUGAUCCAAAAGUGGUGGGGAAUGCUUUUGCAGAGCAUUACUACAACACCUUGUCCAAGUCUCCUGAGCUGCUCCAUAACUUUUACAAUGAUGCGAGCUUGCUUGGCAGGCCAGGCUCAGAUGGAUCAGUGUCUCCUAUUUCAACUUUAGAAGAGAUUAAAAAAUUGAUCCUCUCUCUUGACUAUAAGAAUUGUUUAGUCGAGAUACAGACUAUUGAUUCUCAGGAAUCUUAUGAGAAUGGGGUAAUGGUGUUGGUUACUGGUUUCUUUGCUGGAAAGGACAGUACCAGACAAAAAUUUACACAAGCAUUUUUCUUGGUCCCGCAAGAUGAUGGAAGGAGAUAUUAUGUUUUGAAUGAUAUUUUUAGAUACAUGGAAGAAUCAGAGAAUAAGAAAAUUAGUGAUGAAGACAACAUUGCUCCAGCUACACCUGUUAUCCCAUGUCCUGGUAGGGAGCCAACCUCCAUUCCUAAUCGCUCUGUCUCUGCCGAUUUGUCUACCACUUUGGAGGAGGGUGAUGAUCAAGCUAAAGAAUCCGGUCAUCCUUUGGACAAUGGAGAGAUUCCCACUUGUGAGAAAGAGGUGGUUGUCGAGAAAGUUGUUACCACUCAGGAUGAUGCUCACCCAGUUUCUGAGGCAGUUGCUUCUGGUGUCCAGGAGGAGGAUGCCCCCAAGAAGUCCUAUGCAUCAGUGGCAAAUGCAUUGAAUUUCAAAACACAACCAUUUCAACAGAGGGUUUCUCCCGUGAAACCUGUGAAACAGUCACAUACAGCUGUACCAUCUGUGGUCUCUUCUCAACAAACAGGUUAUCGCCCUCCCAGCAACAAUUCUGUGGAAAUCAAUAACAACAGUGCUGCAGUUGAGGGUUACUCCAUAUUUGUUGCAAAUUUGCCUCUGGAUGCUACUGUUGACCAGCUUGUGCAGACUUUUACAAGAUUUGGGGCUAUUAAACCUAGUGGUGUGCAAGUCAGAAGUUAUAAGCAAGAUAAGAACUGUUUUGGUUUUGUGGAAUUUGAAUCAGCUGAUUCUGUGGAGAAGGCCCUUGAGGUCUCUACUGUCAUGAUUGGCACUCGAACAGCGCAUAUUGAGAGAAAGAAUGCAGCAAAAAAUGGUGGUGAAAAGUAUCCUUCAAGAAAGGGUGGUUUUAGGAAUGGCAAUUUUAGGAGCCGUGGAAACUUGAAUGGAGGCCAUGGCUAUGGCAGAAAUGAUUUUGAGAAUCAGGGUAGAGUCUCUGGUCAAUCUUGGGGCACCACUGGACGCCAUGGAGAAGCUAACAAGAAAGUUUAUCUGGACGGGGAAGCUAGAGGUCCCCGUCAAGCUCGGGCUGGGAAUAACUAGACAAUCUCUUUCGCUAGAAUUUUGUUUAUUGCAAUUUUUUUUCCCGAUUCACAGCCAGGUAGGAAAGAUGAGAGCAAAUAGAUCAAGGCAUUUUAGUUUUAUGCUCUUAAGAUUUUGGUAAAGGUUAAUUGAGUAAUUGCGAGGUAUCAUGAAAACAUAUAAUGCGGGGUUUUUAUGCUUUGGGAUAUUAUUUCUUAAGAAAUUAUUUCAAAGAAUUUUUCUGGUGUUGAU